Molecule: messenger RNA, 1079 nt
Organism: Phoenix dactylifera (date palm)
Lineage: Eukaryota; Viridiplantae; Streptophyta; Magnoliopsida; Arecales; Arecaceae
Source: RefSeq, a predicted model, not a curated record
UCUGCUCCUAUUUUUUUUCCCCUUCCCUCCGCGCCUUUCCGUUUCCCUCCAUUCUUCUCUCUCUCUCUCUCUCGAUUUCCCUCUCUUCUUUGCUCUCUUUCUCUAAGCUUCCGAGGUUUUUUUUUUCUCCUUUUUCUUGUGAAAUCCAGAAGAGAUCAAAGAUCUCACGGAGGUUGGUGAGGGGGAGUGGGGUUUUGUUCUCUCCCGGCGGUGUUUUCUCUUAUCUCUCAUGUUUUUCGAAGAUCUCUACGUUUUUCUCUGUCAAAUAAGCUGGGAUCGAAGAUCUCGCGACGAGAGUGAGUUCGAGUGAGGUUUUGUUUUUUCCGCCGCAACCCCUGCAUCGGAUCUGGGAGAAAGGAGCCAUUUUGGAGCCUAUCUUUCUUUCCAUCUCUCGAUUUCUAUAAUCCAAAGGUGCCUCUUUUUUCAGAUCUUCGAGAAAGAGCGAUUUGGAGCGAGUGAUGGAUCUAUCGGGCGAAAAGGAAACCGGAUCUAUAGAUCUGAGCGGCGGCAGAGAGGGUUCAGGGGAGCCAAAGAGCUGCGCGGAUUGCCGGACAACCAAGACGCCUCUUUGGCGAGGCGGCCCCUCGGGCCCUAAGUCGCUCUGCAACGCGUGUGGGAUUCGGUACCGGAAGAAGAGGAGGGCAGUGCUGGGGCACAAGGAAGGGGAAAGGAGAGAAAGGAAGCAGAAGAGAGAGGACGAUAGUAGCAGCAGCACCACCACCACCACCACCAAAGAGUUGGGUGGGGUCUCGGUGAAGCUCAGGAUGUUGGGGUUGGGAAGCGAGGUGUUGGUGAAGAGAAGAUCUAUGCUUGACAGGAAGAGGAGAAGGAUGGGAGAAGUGGAGCAGGCUGCUGUGCUUUUGAUGGCUCUCUCCUCUGGAUUCCUCCAUGCUUAGCUUUACUCUCUUAUAUUAACCUUUGUUAGUGUAGAGAAGAAGAAAAGAAAAGUUUUGGAUGGUGUUCUUUUUGUGUUUCUUUUCUUUGGUUUAAGAAGUGGGUUGGUGAUCAAUCAAGUGUAAUCCCAUCCCUGUUCUAAUGUAUAAUGUUACCAUAAAUGGAGAAUUUUGUUGGCUUUUCUA